Molecule: messenger RNA, 2544 nt
Organism: Cryphonectria parasitica EP155
Lineage: Eukaryota; Fungi; Ascomycota; Sordariomycetes; Diaporthales; Cryphonectriaceae
Exons: 2
Coding region: 391-2304 (637 amino acids)
Biological process (GO): translational initiation
Molecular function (GO): GTP binding; GTPase activity; translation initiation factor activity
Source: RefSeq, a predicted model, not a curated record
GUGAAAUCCUCACCAUCUCAGGAUCAAAGGGUGCGAAGAUUGGAUCAAAGCAAUGAACACACACCCGAAUUUGGUGCACCCACCCCUAGGGAGCUUGGUUUGCCCAUUCUCCCUAAAACUGACCAGAACGCCCCCCUACCGGAUGAGAGAGGCACAAGAGGCAGGGACACUGACAAGGAUGUGGACCAUCAAGGUAGAGGCAGACCUUCUGAUGACAGACGCGGAAGAGGCCGGGACUUUGACCGGGACGCGGGCUAUCGUGGUCGGAACAGAGACUUCGACGAAGUUUCCGAUCGUCGAGGAAGAGGAGACAAACCAAAGAAGAAUUACAAUCGGAGACAGCGGGAGUUCGAUGAUGAGCAUGACGAAGACUUCGACUACGAGCAGGCAAUGGCUAUACGCGAACAACGCAUACGCGCAAGGGAAGAGAAGAAAGCUGCCAAGGAGGCACUGGCACCUAAAACGAUACUGUUGCCUGAGUACAUCACGGUGUCUGACCUAGCAAAUGCCCUGCGCGUCAAACCUCGGCAGUUCUUGAAGGAUCUCGAACAGCUCGGUUUUGAGAACAUUCUCCACGACAGUAUCAUGACAGGCGAGACUGCAGCUCUUGUUGCUGCCGAAUAUGGCUUCGAGCCCACAGUCGACUCGGGCGACGGCCGUGACCUCAAGCCGAGACCACCACCGGAAGAUUUAUCGAGUGUGCCUCCCCGGCCACCCAUCGUGACCAUCAUGGGCCACGUUGACCACGGCAAGACGACAAUGUUGGACUGGCUGCGAAAGUCAUCUGUUGCAGCACAGGAACACGGCGGUAUCACACAACAUAUCGGUGCCUUUUCUGUCAAGCUCAAAUCUGGCAAGCUUAUUACGUUUCUGGAUACGCCUGGUCACGCCGCGUUUCUGAGCAUGCGGCAGCGUGGUGCUAACGUUACGGAUAUCGUCGUCUUGGUGGUAGCCGUCGAUGAUAGUGUGAAGCCGCAGACAAUUGAGGCCAUCAAGCAUGCUCAGAAUGCCAAGGUACCCAUGAUUGUUGCCAUCAACAAAAUUGACAUUGACGAUGACCCGAAGCGCAUCGAACAUGUCAAGUCGGAUCUGGCCUCCAACGGGGUGGAGAUUGAAGACUUUGGUGGCGAUGUGCAGGUGGUGGCAGUCAGCGGCGUCACUGGCCGGGGAAUGGGCGAUCUCGAAGAGAGCAUCCUGACACUGUCUGAGAUCCUCGACAUGCGCGCUGAGCCUGACGGAAUGGCUGAGGGAUGGGUUCUUGAGGCCAGCGUCAAGUCGGACGGCAGAGCAGCAACCAUCCUCGUGAAGAGGGGAACACUGCGUGUCGGCGACUUGAUCGUUGCAGGAAAUACCUACACCAGGAUCAGGACCAUGAGGAACGAGGCCGGCACAGAGGUCAAGGCCGCCGGACCGGGAACUCCUGUGGAAAUCUACGGUAGCUGGAAGCAGCCACCAAUGGCAGGAGACAUGGUCCUGCAAGCACCGGAUGAGAGCACAGCGCAGUCAGCGGUUGGCUACCGCCAGGAAGUUGCAGAUCGAGCGGAAGCUGCUGCGCAGAAGGCCCAAAAAGAACUGUCAGAUCGGGAAGAAGUCGAGAGAAAGGCUUUGGAGAAGAUGAUGGAGGAACAACGCGAGGAAGGCGACGAGGAUGCCACGGUCGAACCUGAAGAAACAGGCCCCAAGAUCUACAACAUCAUUGUCAAGGGUGACGUGAUGGGCUCAGUCGAGGCUGUCACCAACGCCAUUCAGGAGAUUGGAAACAACGAAGUUCGGACACGCAUCCUGCGAUCCUCACCGGGCCAGAUUACCGAGUCAGAUAUCGACCACAUGGCAAUGGCUCAAGGCUGCAUCAUCAACUUCAACACGGUCGUGCCGGGCCCCAUCCUGCGUAGGGCAGAUGAGGCUGGCGUCAAGAUUCUGGAUUAUAACAUCAUCUAUGAAGUAGUUGAUGCUGUCAAGAAGCAGUUGUCGGAGCUGCUACCGCCCAUCAUGAGCCAGAGGGUCCUGGCCGAAGCCGAAGUACUCCAGGUCUUCCCCAUCAAUAUUGUAAAGAGAGUAUACAAGAAUGUCGCCGGCGUGAAGGUCAAAAACGGCAUGGUGACAAGGGGUGGCCUGUACCGGAUAAUGCGCGACGGAGAAAAGAUCCAUGAAGGCAAGCUUGCAGCCCUCAAGCAAAAGCAAAAGGACGUCAGCGAGAUGAGAAAGGGCACCGAGUGUGGUAUGAUGUUUGAGGAUUACGACGAUUUCCAGCCUGGCGAUGCCAUUCAACUUUACGAGGAAGUACAGGAAAAGAGGUACUUGUAGAAAGAUAUAGAAGGCCGGGCUUAGACACCAGGAUGCAUCAGCAAAGCGGGCACGGACACUUUAGAAAUGUUAUCUCAGCUCAGUUUACUGCCGCCCUGAGGCGCCUUCACAUGGGUUAUGAACCAACGCACACGUGUACAAGGCUUGAUUUGAAGAAGAGACAUAGACGCAUUGCUAGAUCUUUUGAAUUAUGCAAUCAAGAUUUGAGGUUGAUAUAGACUCAAGACAUCAAUCACCACC